AUGAGGGGCUUAAUAAUAGCUCUGACUUUAGGCCUUGUUGGGAGUCAGUCUCUUAAUUAUCAACCUACUUUCAGUGAAAGAAAGGUUUAUAUAUAUGAUCAUGAAAGUAUACUUCUCAGUGGACUCCCAGAGAAAGGACUUGCAAGAGCUGGAAUAAGAAUAAAAAGUAAAGUGGAAAUUAGUGGCAUUGGGCCAAAACUUUGUCUUAUUAGGAUUCAUUCAGUGGAAGCAGCAGAGUACAAUGGUGUCUGGCCCACAGAUACAUUCACUCGGUCAUCUAAACUGACCCAGGCUGUUUCUGGACUAGUGAGCAUGCCCAUCAAAUUUGAAUACAGCAAUGGCCAUGUUGGGAAUCUCCUGGCUCCAGAUGCCAUGACAGAGGACGGUCUUAAUAUUUACAGAGCUAUUCUAAAUGUGAUGGAACUCACCUUGAAGAAGACACAGAUCACAUAUAACUUACAGGAGGCUGGAAUUUCAGGUGUCUGUAACACUACCUAUGUGACUCAAGAAAAUAAACGGGCAAAUCAAGUCUAUGUGACCAAAUCCAAGGACCUAAACAGCUGCAAUGAAAAAGCUCAAAUGACUACUGGUUCUGCAUACACAUAUCCAUGCAAGACCUGCAAAGAAAGUAACAGACAUUCCCGGGCUACUGCUACUUAUAGUUACAAAAUCAAAUCUACCCAAGAUGAAGCUAUAAUUGUAGAAGCUGAUGUUCAGGAACUCCAUCAGUUCACACCAUUCAAUGAGAUAACUGGAGGAGAUGCUGUUGUAGAAGCAAGACAAAGCAUCAUUUUGAAUGAUGUGCAAAAACACUUCCCAGAAAUCCCAUCAAAAGACUUCCGGAAACGAGGCUUACUUCAACACCAGUUUGGCAGUGAAUUGUUCCAACUUCCUGUCCACUUAUUCAAAAUAAAAAAUGUGGAAAGUCAGAUUGUAGAAACCCUGCAGUAUCUGGUAGACCACAUCCAUGAACAGGUUCCCAGUGAUGCACCAAUGAUGUUCCUAAAGCUUGUACAACUUUUCCGCGCAGCAAGUGAUGAGAUUUAUGAGUCAGUUUGGAAGAAGUUUUCCAGUCGGCCGGCAUACAGGCGUUGGAUUUUGGAUAUAAUUCCUGCAGUUGCUGAUCAUCCCGCAAUCAAGUUCUUAAGGCAUAGAAUUGAAGGGGAAGAACUCACCGAGUUGGAAGCAGUUCAGGCAGUGCUUGUGGGCCUGUAUUUAACUACACCAACCCGUGAUGUGGUGGAGGAAGCUGGGCUCAUCCUGAAAAAAGUGCAUCCACACUCAGGUACUUUACUUCACAAAAUCGCCUAUCUUGUCUAUGGAUCAUUGGUUCACAAGUACUGCUUUGUCUCAGACUCCUGCUCUGGGCCAGCUCUCCAGCCACUUCAUGACCUUGCAGCAGAAGCAGCCAGCAGGUCCAAUGAAGAAGAAAUGAUUCUAGCUCUGAAGGCCAUUGGGAAUGUGGGACAUCCAGCCAGUUUAAAGCGCAUCAUGAAAUUUAUUCCAGGUUAUACAACUAGUGCUGCUGACCUCCCACUUAGGGUCCAAAUGAAUGGUGUGAUGGCCCUAAGAAACUUAGUCAUAAAUGAAACAAGACGGAUCCAAGAAAUUACCCUUGACAUUUUCCUGAAUCCCAAAAUCCAUCCUCAAGUCCGAAUGUUAGCUGCAGUGGUUCUGUUUGAAACCAAACCAAGUCUUCCGGUAUUGACAACUUUAGCCACUGCAAUGCUAAAGGAACCUAGCAUGCAAGUGGCAAGUUUCAUCUAUUCUUACCUGAGGGUACUGGGGAGAAGCACAGCUCCAGAUCUCCAAGUAAUGGCUUCUGCCUGUAGAAUGGUUAUCAGAAUACUAAGUCCCAAACUUGACAGACCUGGCUAUAGGUUCAGCAGAAUUUUCCACUUCAGUAUGUUCAGAGAAUCUCUUAUGACUGGAUUUGCAGCCAAAUAUUUGGUCAUGAACAAUGUAGGCAGCAUUUUCCCAUCAAUAGCAAUGUCCACAUUUAAGGCACAUUUCCUUGGACACAUUGCUGAACCCUUUGAGGUGGGAAUGAGAGCUGAAAGACUGCAGGAGAUAUUAGCAAAAAGAAGCUUCCAGGAAGGUUCUGCCAGUCCAUAUGAUUUGAAGGAAGUCCUAAGAGUGCUCUCUGAUUGGAAGGCAUUGCCCAGUGAUAAACCACUUGCAUCAGGCUACGUGAAAAUAUUUGGACAAGAAUUCCUCUAUGGUGCACUUGAUAAGAACACCAUCAAUAAUGUAUUUCAGGCAUGGUAUGGACCAGAAGGAAAAAAUCCCUCUCUGAGGAAAUUCAUAAAUAAUCUUCAAAGUGGAGUUGGAAGCCGGUGGUCCAAAGCUUUAUUGUCUGCUGAAGUCCGUCAUAUUGUUCCUACCUGUAUUGGAUUCCCAAUGGAGACAAGCUUGUACCAUGCCUCUGUCACUAAUAUUGCAGGAAAUGUUCAAGCACAGAUUACACCCACCCCAAGGUCAGAUGUUAAAAUAUCAAGCUUAAUGAAUGCCAACAUUAAACUAAGAUCCAAGCUGGCCAUAAGCAUGGCCAAGGACAUGAUCUUCGUAAUGGGAAUUAAUACACGCUUGGUCCAGGCUGGAUUAGAAGCACAUGCCAAAGUGAAUGUAAAUCUCCCUCUGAAUGUUGCUGCUACCAUACACAUUAAGGAAAAAAGCUUCAAAUUUGAAAUCCCACCUGUCAACCAGGAAACUAAUGUAAUUACUCUAAGCUCUAAGACAUAUGCUGUUACAAGAAAUGUUGAAGAUUUAGCUGCCAUUAAAAUGACUCCAGUUCUUCUACCUGAGGCAGUGCCUAACAUAAUGAAGACGUCCUUCGAUUCAGAUUCCGCAUCAGAGGAGGCUGAUAAAAUAAGGAAUAGACCAUCUUCAGAAAUUAUUUCACAAGAGCACCCUUCUACAGUUGAACAAUCACCUCAAAAGAAAAACCCAGCUGUUCAUGUAAUGUGUUUCAAUGCAACUACAUUUGGAUUUGGAAUUUGCCUUGAAAGGAAAAGCAUACAUGCUGCAUUUCUCAAAAAUGCCCCUCUCUAUUAUCUGGUUGGGGAGCAUACUGUUAAGCUGACCUUCAUAUCAGUCCCUACAGACGUGCCAAUUGAGAAAAUACAAAUCACCAUUCAGGCAGGUGACGCUGCUGCUGAGAAAAUGGUACGUUUAGUGACCUUUGUAGAUGAAGAAAGAGAACUAAGCAGAGAAGCAGUUGAAAAAGUGAAGAAAAUUCUUGAUGAUUCUUUUGAUGAGACUCAGAGAAGACCACAUAGUCUCCAAAAAUCUAGAAGAUCGUCCUCCAGCUCUAGCCGUGGUAGCAGCAGCAGCAGCAGCAGAAGUAGAAGUUCAAAGAGCACAGAGAGCAGUAGCCCAUCCAGCAGUGAUUCUCAGGCAAGAAAGACAGGUGACCAGAUAAAUCUGAAGAAGGAAGCAUCUUCAUUUGACUAUUCAUUGGGCCCAUCAAGCAAGAAACAGCAGAAGAAGGUGCCACGUGUCAAAGAACAUUCCAAAGGCAAACAAAAGAAAUUUUAUCCAUUUGGGGAGAGCAGCAGCAGCAGCAGCAGUGAAUCUCUGGAUAAAAAGCGCUCAGGUAAGAGACGUUCCACUCCAUCCCCAACUGAACAUGCUGCUAGUGAUGAUGUGCACAGACAUGAGAAGAAACAUUCCCAGUCUGCACACCCAAGCAAGCACAGCAGCAGCAGCAGCAGCAGCAUCAGUAGCAACAGUAACAGUAGCAGCAGUAGCAGCAGCAGCAGCAGCAGCAGUAGCAGCAGCAGCAGUAGCAGCAGCAAGAGCAGCAGCAGCAGCAGUAGCGGCAGCAAGAGUAGCAGCAGCAAGAGCAGCAGCAGUAGCAGCAGCAGCAGCAGCAAAAGCAGCAGCAGGAGCAGCAGCAAGAGCAGCAGCAGCAAGAGCAGCAGCAGCAAGGACAGUAACAGUAGCAGCAGCAGUGACAGCAGUAGCAGCAGCAGUAGCAGCAGUAGCAGUAGCAGCCACCCAAGCAGUAGCAGCAGCCGUAGGAGCCACUGUAAAGGUAGCAGCAGCGGUAGCAAUAGUAGCAGCAGCAGCAGCAGCAGCAGCAGCAGUAGCAGCAGUGACAGCAGCAGCAGUGACAGCAGCAGCAGCAGCAGUAGCAGCAGUGACAGCAGCAGCAGCAGCAGCAGCAGCAGUAGUGGUAGCAGCAGCAGCAGCAACAGCAGCAGCAGCCGCAGCAGCAGCAGUGGACCAAGUAGCAGAGCCAGCAGCAGCAGCAGCAGCAGCAGCCAGGCUACUGAUACGCCUCGUCAUGCAGCCAGGAUCCAUUCCAGGGAGUCACACCAUUUCAGCAAACAUGACAAGGAUGACAAGAAACAUGCCAAAUACACACGUUUUGGCAGUUCAGAGUGGUCUGUUGAAUGGGUAAAACAUCUUCCAAAAGUAUACCGGCUGCACUUCAAGUCUACGCAUGGCCAUUGGGAUCAAAUUAGCAAAGUAGAAGGCCACUUGGCAUCAUCUUCUUCUGAGUCAAGCAGCCGCAGCAGCAACAGCAGCAGUAGUAGCAACAGCAGCAGUAGUAGCAGAAGCAGUAAAAAGGCGGUUUCCAGCUUUCCGCAUGAGCGUACCUUCCUGGGAGAGAGAAUGCCACCAGGCUUCACCAUUGUGGCUCGCGCUGUUAGAAGUGACAACAAAAAUCAAGGUUAUCAAGCCACAGCGUACAAGAAUUCUGGUACUAACAAAGUUGACCUGCAGAUAGUUGUGGUUCAACUCGCUGAAUCUAACUGGAAAGCUUGUGCUGAUGCUGUCGUCUUACCUCUGAAAGCACAGGCAAGGUUGAGAUGGGGCAAGCAAUGUCAGAACUAUAAAAUUGAGGCAAGGGCUUCCACAGGCCAGCUCGCAAGAAAUCCAGCAAUACAGUUGAAGAUGGCAUGGACAAAGCUUCCAUCCUGGAUAAGGAAGACAUCCAUAAUGGUUACAGACUAUGUUCCUGGUGUAGCGUUCAUGUUGGGAUUCUCACAAGCAGUUCAAAGAAAUCCAUCACGUGAGCUUGUCUUAAGGGCAGCUGCAACAUCUCUACGAACAAUUGACGCAGUUAUUAAAGCUCCAGGGGCAACCCUUUACUAUCAGGGUUUCCCGAUUCCAUUUGCUUUGCCUGUAGGCCCAUAUCUACCUUAUCAGACUCCAGGAAUUACUGCGUGGAGUGUCCUUCCAGAAAUAGCUUCACGGAUUGCUCAAGAAGAUCAAGCCACAUGUGAACUGCGUGAAGAUGAUUUCAAAACAUUUGACAAAGUGAAGCACAGCUGUUCCUUCAACAAGAGCUGCAACCUCAUUGUGGCUCAGGACUGCACUGCUCAUCCCAAAUUCAUAGUGUUCACAAAGACAGCUGAUCCCAGCUCUUUCUCAAGGGAGGUUUACAUCAAUAUGAGCUCAUCAAACAUCACAAUCUAUCCGUCAGAAUCUUCCUCUCUCCUUGUGUCAUACAACAACGAGCCCAUACUAACAGACAGUGAUGUGUAUGAAAACACAGAAGAAAACAUUAACGUUUAUAGAAAUGACUCACUAAUUAUAGUAGAAGCUCCAAGCCAAGGACUGGAUAAUGUGACUUUUGAUGGUGUGAUACUUAAGGUCACUGUUGCUUCAUGGCUAAAAGGAAAGACCUGUGGUAUCUGUGGAAACAAUGACGGAGAGAAGCAAAAUGACCUCCUCUUGCCAAACCAUAGGCUAGCACACAGCUGUUCUGCUUUUGUCCAUUCCUGGGUACUGGUAGGAGAGGCCUGUUCUGGAGACUGCAACCUGGAACACAAUUAUGUGAACCUGGAGCGAUAUCCUAUUAUUGAUGGAGAGGAAUCUACAUGCUAUUCUGUUGACCCAGUACUAAAAUGUAGGAAAGACUGUACUUCAACUGAGAAGGAGUCAGUGAAGGUUGGCUUCCAUUGUUUUGCAAAAGAUACUGCUCCAAGCCUGUCCGAAUGGGAACGUAAUAGUGACAAGAGCUCUGCGUCUGAGGAAAUUGUGGAGUCAGUGGAUGCCGAUGUUGACUGUUCGUGCCCUAGUGAUUGUAGUUCAACUUAAUGCUUUAGCAUUGUGGUUAUAAAGAUACUACACCCAACUAAUUGAAUAGCUGGACCAAUACAAAGAGAAUGUAAUAGCUGCAGUAAAAUAUUAAGAAAUAUGCUUGGAAAAAAUAGAUAAGUCUAAUGCAUUGCAUGCUAAGUAAAAUGCUUUCUGUACAGUAUGCCCUGCUUAAUAAAUAUGUU
Messenger RNA from Alligator mississippiensis (American alligator), 6236 nucleotides. Its product is annotated as vitellogenin-1. The coding region runs from base 1 to 6051 and encodes 2016 amino acids. Gene Ontology annotation, biological process: lipid transport. The record is from RefSeq and is a predicted model, not a curated record. Gene Ontology annotation, molecular function: lipid carrier activity. Lineage: Eukaryota; Metazoa; Chordata; Crocodylia; Alligatoridae. The transcript has 35 exons.